Messenger RNA from Herpailurus yagouaroundi (jaguarundi), 1032 nucleotides. Its product is annotated as methylcrotonoyl-CoA carboxylase subunit alpha, mitochondrial-like. The coding region runs from base 724 to 1011 and encodes 95 amino acids. The transcript is spliced from 3 exons. Gene Ontology annotation, molecular function: methylcrotonoyl-CoA carboxylase activity. Gene Ontology annotation, cellular component: mitochondrion. NCBI's taxonomy places the organism in Eukaryota, Metazoa, Chordata, Mammalia, Carnivora, Felidae. The record is from RefSeq and is a predicted model, not a curated record.
AUUGGAUAAUUAAUUUACUUCCACUAUAAAUUUGCUUAUGAGCCAGCUUUAACUAUGUCCAAACAAGCAUCUGUAUGCAGUAUUUUUAUUUUCUAGAUAUUCUGCAAUUUCGGUUUGACUUCCUCUUUUUCCUAAGCCAACUAAAACACUUUUUUAAAAGUUCAAGUAGUUGUGACUUUUUUAUUUUAGUUGUUUUUUAUUUGUUUUUGGUUUUGUUUUUUUUUUUUUCCUCCCCUUUCUUGAGAACACUAGAAAGUUAUGUAUCUUGCCCUUCACUGCAUUUGAGUUUUCCCCCGGGACUCCUCUUCCCCCACUUUCUCGCACCUUUAAUGAUAAAGAUCAAGAGGAAAGUUCUCCUUAAAGCCCGACGAGAACGAGGGAACCCUGCGGGCCAGUAGAAGAAACAGCAAGCCAGCCCCGCAGGUCCUUCGGUGAAUGAGGGCCAACCCCUGGUUCAGUAGGCGCUGCGCCAAGGAGAAGUAGGGACCACACCUCCGCGGGCUUGUGGACGAUUGGCCAAUCGUCGCCUCCGAAGUCCUGCUCUGUUCUUUGAUUGGUUUUGACGGAGAGGCCCCCACCUCGCUUUAGAGGCCUAGCGCCUGACUGGGACCUGGACGGUGGCCUGUGAAGGACAAUAGGCUUGCGGAGCGGAGGAAAGGUUUUGCAGGGAGUGGGAAGCAGCUGGUGUAACCAGAAGUCGGAGAGCGACCGGGUUGUGGAGCCAUGGCGGCAACCUCUGCGGUGUCGGUGCUGCUCUUGGCGGCAGAGAAGAACCGGUGGCUGCGAGUCCCGAGCCUGCUGCUGCCGCCGAGGAGAUGGACUUGGAGGCAGAGAACCAUGAAGUAUUCAACAACCACAGCAGGACGAAACAUUGCCAAGGUCCUCGUUGCAAACAGAGGAGAAAUUGCCUGCAGGGUGAUACGAACAGCCAAAAAAAUGGGAAUACAGUCCGUGGCUGUUUAUAGUGAGGCCGACAAGAAUUCCAUGCAUGUAGACAUGGUAUGUUGUUAACAACUGAAAGUCAAAUUUUGU